CCGUAGGUCCCGUAGGUAGAUCUGGUGGAAGAUGACGUUCAACAUAGGUACCGUGUAGCUCAUUUGAUCUAAAAGCUACAUAUUACUUAGAGUUGCAGAUGUUAUGUGUAAACUCUAGAUAGAUUAUUGUUUUCAUUUGUUAGCGAUUUAAUUAGCUAGUCGGUUUAUUGACGGUGAUUUCGUUAACUAGCAAUAGUAGCUAACAUUAGCUCGCAGGCUACAGCUGGUCUAACGCAGGGUUUUCUGGGUGCACGUUUUGGUUUUUGCCGAGGUCAGGGCUACACUGGCUGUCUCACUACGAAAUAACUACGGUCUAUGCUCUGAGAUUACAUUUGAUUACUUUGCAAUGUUAACUAUAUUGACCAGAUUUCAAAGCCGAAGAUGGUUUGUCCAAGAGAUAAGUCGACUAUUUGCACAAGUUUGCGUUAGGCACGAGUUCAUUGGCAGCUUGUUGCUAGGGCUCAAAAGCAACUUGGCAGCACAGAGGAAAACAACUGGAAUCAUGAAUGUCAGCACGUCCUGUGCAUUGUGCGCCAAACCUCGAAUUUCUAAAAAGAAAGAACUUUCAGAAAAGAAACUGACUCGCCACUUUGUGGACCACCGCAAUGUAAAGCUACUGGCUGGAGCAGGUGGAAAAGGGGCCUGCACCUUCCACAGUGAGCCCCGGAAAGAGUGGGGUGGACCAGACGGAGGGAAUGGAGGAGAUGGUGGGAACAUAAUCAUCAAAGUCGACCUGCAGGUGAAAUCCCUGGCGCAGGUCGCCCCUGUUUACAAAGGAGACAACGGCGAUUCAGGAGGCAGUAAGAACUGCUACGGACGCAACGCCAGCUCAACCUACAUCGCUGUGCCAGUGGGCACGGUGGUGAAGGAGCAAGGGAAGACGGUGUCAGACCUCUCCCAGCACAACCAGGAGUAUGUGGCUGUGUUUGGGGGGGCGGGGGGAAAGGGAAACCGCUUCUUCCUGUCCAAUGAGAACCGCGCCCCCAUGACAGCCACCCUGGGAGAGAGGGGACAGGAGAGGGUCCUCCAGCUGGAGCUGCGCACCAUGGCCCACGCCGGACUGGUUGGGUUUCCCAAUGCAGGGAAGUCUUCCCUUCUAAGGGCCAUAUCCAAUGCCAGGCCUGCUGUGGCUGCCUACCCUUUUACCACCCUUAACCCCCAUGUGGGUAUUGUCAACUACAGGGACCAUGAGCAAGUGGCAGUGGCUGACAUUCCUGGUAUCAUCUGUGGGGCCCAUCUGAACCGAGGCCUAGGGAUCUCCUUCCUGCGCCAUAUUGAGCGCUGUCGCUUCCUUCUCUUUGUCCUGGACCUGUCCUCCCCAGAACCCUGGACUCAGCUCCAACAACUGCGCUAUGAGCUGGACCAGUAUGAGCCCGGCCUCACCCACCGGCCUCACGCUAUCGUAGCCAACAAAAUGGACCUGCCUGGGGCUCGGGGAAACCUUGAGGCCCUCCGGGGCCACGUGGCACACAGGGUGAUCCCUGUGUCUGCCCUCACCGGCCAGAACACAGAGGAGCUGAUCCUGCACCUCAGGGAGUUAUAUGAUGGCUAUCUACAGACCCAUGGACAGGGCAGUGGGCAGGACAUGCCCACCAGGUAGUAGGUCUGCCCUGGAAAAGGACUGAAAGACUUCCAUGCCUUUUCCUCACUGCGCCCCACCUGCUAAGUGUAUUUUGUUUAAAUUAUAGAACUAAAUAAAUACACUGCUCAAAAAAAUAAAGGGAACACUAAAAUAACACAUCUCAAUGAAUGAAAUAUUCUUAUUAAAUACUUUUCUUUAUGUAGUUGAAU
Molecule: messenger RNA, 1791 nt
Organism: Oncorhynchus tshawytscha (Chinook salmon)
Lineage: Eukaryota; Metazoa; Chordata; Actinopteri; Salmoniformes; Salmonidae
Gene: mtg2
Product: mitochondrial ribosome-associated GTPase 2
Exons: 6
Coding region: 347-1600 (417 amino acids)
Cellular component (GO): mitochondrion
Molecular function (GO): magnesium ion binding; GTPase activity; GTP binding
Source: RefSeq, a predicted model, not a curated record